This is a messenger RNA of Centropristis striata (black sea bass), 1824 nucleotides long. RefSeq names its product syntaxin 11a (gene stx11a). Gene Ontology annotation, molecular function: SNAP receptor activity; SNARE binding. Lineage: Eukaryota; Metazoa; Chordata; Actinopteri; Perciformes; Serranidae. Bases 265 to 1137 code for a protein of 290 amino acids. The record is from RefSeq and is a predicted model, not a curated record. Gene Ontology annotation, biological process: exocytosis; intracellular protein transport; synaptic vesicle fusion to presynaptic active zone membrane. The transcript has 2 exons. Gene Ontology annotation, cellular component: plasma membrane; presynaptic active zone membrane; SNARE complex.
ACCCUUGACGUGUGAAGUGUGUGUGAAAUGUGUCUGUGGGGGGAAGAAGGCGUGAUCUUCCGCAUUGGUACCUGCAGGCUGCAGGCUGUCAGUGUGUCAGUGUGAUGUCUGUGGGAGAACAGAAAACACUAAAGACACUUGACUACUUUACAUGUUGAAAUUUAGACAUAUAACGGAGAGAAAAAGAGGAAAUGAGUCUUUCCGUGGUCGCCUCUUCUGCUUUAGAGACUUUAAUAGAGUAGGAGGAGAACGCAGUCAGGUGAGAUGAAGGACCGACUGACUGAGCUGCAGACCAUCAAGCCUGCAGGGAAUGAGCCCGGGCCUGAGGAGAACCUCACCACAGAGGAUGAGGAUCUGGAGCAGCACGCCAUCGUGUUUGAGGGCGAGGACGUGUUGGGCGGUCUCUACAAAGAGGCCCAGUCCAUGAGGAAGGAGAUGCUGCUGCUCAAACUGGACGUGAAGCGCCUCGGGAAGCAGAACACCAGGUUCCUCACGUCCGUCCGGAGGUUCAGCAGCAUCAAACGGGACUCCAACGCUCUCGGGCGGGACAUCAAGGCCAGAGGGGAGGCCGUUUACGCUCGGCUGCAGAAGCUGGGGAAGCUGAGCAAAGAUAUGGAUGAGGAGCACGGGCCGACAUCGGCUGUGGCUCGCAUGGUGCGUUCACAGUUUAUCUCUCUAACCAACGGCUUCCACGAAGCCAUGUCUGAGUUCAACGAGGCCGAGAUGGUCCAGAGGGAGAACUGCAAGACCCGCAUCCAGAGGCAAGCGGAGAUCAUGGGCAAGGAGGUGAGCAGGGAGCAGAUUGACGAGAUGAUCGAGACGGGCAAGUGGAACGUCUUCUCGGAUAAUCUCCUCCUGGAGGGGAGAACUGCCAGAUCCGCUCUCAACGAGAUCGAGAACCGGCACAAGGAGCUUCUGGAGCUGGAGGGCCGCAUCAAGGACAUCCACGAGCUGUUCUUCCAGAUGGCCCAGCUGGUGGAGGAGCAGGGCUGCAUGCUGGACAACAUCGAAGCAAAUUUAGAUGCGACUCAGGACUAUGUCGCCAAAGCUCAAAUUCACAUCAAGAAGGCUGUGAAGUACAAGAAAAGCAACCCAUGCAAGAGACUGUUCUGUUGUUGUUUCCCCUGCUGCAGAUGAGACGUCAUCAGUGUCCUCAAUGUCAUGAGAAUAUCGAGAUUAGAUUCAAAUCGGCUUUCAGAGCUGCGGGUAAUAUAUUGCUUUGGUUUUAUGUAUUUAUUCCUCUCAAAUUAAGCACUGACUUCAUUCUUAAGCAGCAGUAGUGUCCUAAUUUCAUGCUCUUAUGUAGUUUGAGGUGGCCUGAGAAGAGGCCUUCAAACCACACACACAUAUGCAAAUGUAUACAGUGAGAUAUGGGUGUUAACAUUUCCUGGUUGUUACUAUUAACAGCCCGUGCAAGAUUACUGUGCAAUAAUUCAGUUCAUUACUCUCAGCUUCGUCCUUCGACUUUCAGGUUUAAACUUUGUAAUGAUAUAUGAGAUUUUAAAGCUGGGGUAGGCUUCUUUCUUUGCAUUACUGGGCAGAAAUUCAAUAAUAACCUUUAAGCAUAUAAUAAUCUUCAAAAACUAGACUUCUACACGUUAAACGCUUUAAAAUAAAACUAGCUUGUGAUGGGAGGCUUUGACCAAUCACAGGUCAUUUCAGAGAGAGGGGACUUUCCUAUUGGCUGUUCUACAAAAGCAGAUGUGCGUGCACAUUUCUUCAGAUGGUGAAAGACUGAUUCAACAGUGGAAAAUCCAGCAGAAAAAUUUCUGUUCCACUAUUGAGAACAACAGUCUACAAUGCAAAACGGAACAGGUUUGUACA